Messenger RNA from Schizosaccharomyces octosporus yFS286, 1301 nucleotides. RefSeq names its product nucleotide-sugar phosphatase. Gene Ontology annotation, cellular component: cytosol. The record is from RefSeq and is a predicted model, not a curated record. Bases 92 to 1003 code for a protein of 303 amino acids. Lineage: Eukaryota; Fungi; Ascomycota; Schizosaccharomycetes; Schizosaccharomycetales; Schizosaccharomycetaceae. Gene Ontology annotation, molecular function: phosphatase activity; magnesium ion binding. The transcript has a single exon.
CUGUGAGACAUAUAAAUAGGAAGGAAGGCCCGUGAACAGAGUCUUCUCUGAACAUACGCCUAAAACUGACAUAACAAAAAGAUCGAGAAAAAUGAGUGCAUCUGACAAGUCUAACAACAUUCCUUCUGCUGACACCGUUCAAAUGGUGAUCUCUGACGUUGAUGGUACUCUUUUGGAUGCUCACCACCGUUUCCACGAACGUACUUACCGUGCUAUGAGCUACAUUCGUCAAACCCGCCCUGACUUCCCUAUUGUCUUGGCUACUGGUAAGCAACGCUCUGCUGUUGACUUGAUCCGUAUUCCCUUGGGUUUGGAUGCCUUCCCUGCUGCCCACGUUAACGGCUGUAUCCUUUACAACGAAGGUAAGGUCGUUUCCGCCGAAUACUUGAAGCCCGAAGUUGUCAUGGAAGUCGUUGACGCUACCAAGCACAACUCUAACAUCGCUAACGUUGUCUACGACGACCAAAAGGUUUACAUUUUGACUCCUGGUCGUGAGGACAUGAAGAACGUUAAGCGUUUGGAAGAAAUCGGUGAAAAGGUUGACUGGACCUUGUCUUGUGAAGACGCCAAGGCUAAGGUUUUGUCUGGUGAAAUCAAGGUCAUCAAGAUGGCCGUCUGUGAAGACCCCGACAAGCUUGACGUUGUCCGUGAUAUCUUGAAGCCCUUCCCCAAGGACAAGUUCACUACUACUCAAGCCUUGGCUUACUGUAUUGAAUUGAUUCCCUCUAGCUGCAACAAGGGUACUGCUCUUCAAACCAUCACCACCAAGAUUCUUCCUCACAUCAAGAACGAGAACGUUAUUGCCUUUGGUGAUGGCCAAAAUGACUUGACCAUGUUUGGUGUUGCUGGCUGGUCUGUUGCUGUCAAGAACGGUAUGCAAAUCGCCAUCGAUAAUGCCCGUGCCGUCUCUCGUGUCGGUAACGACCAAGGUGCCGUUGGUGAAGUCUUGGAACGUGUCUUUAACAUUCCUGAAGACUACACCCCUCCCGAAUACAAGUUUUAAAUUAUGUAAUUUACUAAAACUAACGUUGUCAUCCACUUUCCAUAACUGAACGUUAUUUCGAAGUGGUGUUUUUAUGUUGCGUUCGUUUCCUUUUUUUUGUUUAUGCAAUUUUUUUUCUUUCUUUGUAUCUUUGUCGACUUUUUCCUAUUGGAAGCGAAGGUUCAAACCGCUCAAUUUUCAAAAGAUUUGAUGUUAUAUCUUUACUAGUAUGUUGUUUCGUUCCUUACGCGCGACCCUUUUCACGCUCAUAGAUACGCAAUGCGAAGCAUCGCUUCAAUGUAUUAUUUUUCUGCAUCCA